Molecule: messenger RNA, 2379 nt
Organism: Geosmithia morbida
Lineage: Eukaryota; Fungi; Ascomycota; Sordariomycetes; Hypocreales; Bionectriaceae
Product: Fungal specific transcription factor domain
Exons: 3
Coding region: 1-2379 (792 amino acids)
Biological process (GO): regulation of DNA-templated transcription
Molecular function (GO): DNA-binding transcription factor activity, RNA polymerase II-specific; zinc ion binding
Source: RefSeq, a predicted model, not a curated record
AUGGUGAGCAGAGUGACGAAGAGUGAUAAUACUGCCAGCCACGGAACCUCCACCCGUCGCCGUCAACGCCAGCCUCAGACAUCGUGCAACCACUGCCGCGCGAAGAAGCUCAAAUGUAACAGGGAGAUUCCGUGCUCAAGCUGCGUCACCCGCGGAUUGCCUUGUCACGGGCCUGAUGGCUCUACUCCCCCGCGCUCUCAAGCUGACAUCGUAUCCGUCAACCCGGCAUUAGAUGCGCGGCUGCGUGCCCUGGAGGAAGCCGUAUUCGGCACGACGAGCCCGGCAUGGUCGUCCCUCAACAUCGGCGCCCGCGUGCCCACACCGGCAGCUACGGACUCUGCGCGCGGUCACGAUACGCCACGCUCGGAUACCACCACCACGACGCAGAGGCAGAAGAUGUCUUCCGAGCUAGACUAUACGCAGCCCUCGGUCGGUUACCCAUACGGGAGAUCGACGACAGACUACGUCGACGUCACCGUCUGCUCGCCAGAGGGUGUUAUCGCCCCGGUCAGCGGUACGCCGGGUCCGUACUCUCCCCCCGGACGAAGGCGCAUCACGCUGCCGCAUCGGUCCAGCGCCAAGGCCCUGGUGGACAUGUACCUCCAGACGAGCGUUUACACGCGCGCGCUGUUCCACCGAGCCUCUACCGUGGCGCGCGUGGAAGACAUGUACGGCGCCGUCGAGCGGGGAGAGCCGGCGGACGCGGGGAGCCUGGCGCUCAUGCUCAGCUUCUGCGCGGCCUGCAGUUCGUGGAGGGCGACGAGUACCGGAUCCUCGCUCCUCCUGUCACAACCCCGACGGCAGCAGCAGCAGCAGCAGCAGCAGGAGCAGAAGCGGCCGGGUGACUGGAUCCGUGAAGCGUGGGAGAUACUCGGCCGAUGCGACGAGCGCCCGACGCUUGAGGGCCUGCAGGCGCGCAUGGUCCUCAACGACGUCCUGUACGAUGUGGAAGGGUACACGUCCAACAUGCGCGGCGCGGUGACGGCGAGCAUCUCCAUGGCGCGCGACAUGGGCCUGCACCUGGUGGACCACCCGACGCGCGGGUGCCGCGACGACGGCGAUGGCGACGCGGCGACGCUCGAGAUCAAGCGCCGCAUAUGGUGGUACCUCGUCGGCACGGACUGGUGCAUGUCUUGCAUGGGCGGCACCUUUGACAGGACCUACACCAUCCACCCGCGCCACAUGGCCGUCCGCCGACCCCUGGACAUUGACGACACGGUCCUCGACGCCAUGUCCACCGCCCAGAAGGUGCCUCCUGUCCAUCGACGUCAACGGCAACAACGGCGACGGCAGCCGCCGCCACCGCCGACACCCUCUACCACCCAUACGUCAGUGACCCAUCUCCUCCUGCGGAUCCGCGCCGCCGAAAUCUGCCGCGAGAUAGCAGACGCCAUGCCCCUCGAGGCCGGUGACGUCGACGACCUCCCGUUCGACCAGGUCCUCCGUCUGGACAGGCUGUUUGAGCAGCCCCUCGCCGACUUGCCGCGCAGCCUACUCUUCCUAGACGGCGACGGCGACGGCGACGACAACCACGACGACACCACGACGGCAACGAAACAGUACACCAUCCAGGUAAACUUGCUGCACGUGGCCCUGAACGCCCGCCGCGCCCGCUUCCUCUGGACGUUUCUUUCGUCGCGCGUCCCCGACUCGGACGCUCGCUUCCUCGUUUUCCGACACCGGUGCCUCGAGAGCGCCCGCUCGGCAGUCCAGGUGUCCACCUCGAUCCUCAAGGCCAUGCUGGCGACUGAUACCGGCGGCGGCGACACCGGCACCAGCACGCCCACGACGACGGCGACGACGACGGCGACGACGACGACGACGACAGAGUCCCUCGCCGCUUCCUCUGGCGUAGUUCUGGCCCACUUCUUCCAGUCGUGCCUGAUCGUCUGCUCCGACCCGGAUUUCGGUCACCACACCGAAGCCGGGGACCCGCGCAGGAAGCUCCUCCAGGAUGCCUUCGACACGCUCAGCCGCGUCGGACGCGAGUCGUCGUGGGGUUCCAGGCUACUGCACCGUCUAGGGAACAUCAUGCAGCGCUUCAGGACGCCGGCGGAGACGGGCGGCGGCGACGGCGUCGUCGCCGUCAUCCAACCCCACCCCCCCGCCGGUAGCAAUCGCGGUGGUGAGAGCAGUGUCGGACCGGCUGAUGAUGCCGCGCAGGACGACGCCGCGACGACGGCGGGUGUGGCUGAUGAGGUGCACUGGACGGGACAGCAGCAGCAGUUUCAGGGGGACGGCGUCCUGCCUGCUGAUGGUGCAUGUGCGCAGCUCGCGUUCGGCGAUAUCUCCUGGCACGAUUUCGUAGGUGUCGUGCCUGGGGGUGAGGACUGGAUACAGCUGUUUACCGAUCUCGAUAACUGUCGGGGUGUUUUGUAA